CUAAAUAAAAAAAAAAAACACUUAUGUGGUUCUAUACAUGUAAAUAACAAAUUCUUCGACACAAGGGAAAUGGAUAUGGUUGUUGUAAGAUGUAACGUGGAACUUGUAUCAUACAAAAUCCGAAAUCCUGACUUCCACAGUCCACAAACACAAAUACACUUCCAUUGUGCGAUCUCCCUCUUGAAACUCUUCAAUGGAGUCUCUUUCUUUCUGUCUAUCAUCUUCUUCCCCACUUUUCAAACCCCAUAAAAUCAUCCCCAUAACCCCUCCAAAUUCUCUCCAAAUUGCAAUUCCAUCACCCCCUAAUCUCCAUGGAAAUAAAGUUUCAACCUUUAUACAUCCCUUCACUUCAAAAAUCUCCCUAAAACCCCACUUUUCUCUCCCCUUCUUGAUGGGUUUUCUCUCUCCAUCUCCUUCUUUUGCAUCAGAAAUUGCAGACCCAUCUGAUAAAAUCAGCCUAGAAUUCAUCUUAACCUCAAUUGAUGGAUUUUUUAACAAGUACCCAUAUUUUGUUGCAAGUGUUACUUUCAUAUGGUUGGUAAUUUUUCCUUUAGCUGAAGAAUUCUUGAGAAAAUACAAAAACAUAUCUGCCCUUGAUGCAUUUAAGAAAUUGAGGGAUGAUACUAGUGUUCAAUUGUUGGAUAUUAGGGAUCAGAAAAGUUUAGGGUUUCUGGGUUCUCCCAAUUUGAAGAUGUUUAACAAGAAUGGUGCUAUAGUCCCUUUUAGUGAAAAUGAUGAAGCUGGGUUCUUGAAGAAAGUUCUGGAGAAUUUUGCAAGUCCAAAUGACACAAUUGUUUGCAUUUUGGAUAAUUUUGAUGGAAAUUCAAUGAAAGUGGCGGAGUUAUUGGUGAACAAUGGGUUUAAAGAGGCUUAUGCUAUCAAGGGUGGUAUCAGCGGCAAGAGGGGUUGGAGGGAGAUUCAAGAGGAAUUUCUACCACCGUCUGUGCACGUGUACCCUAAAAAGAAGGGCAAACGGUCACAACAAAAACGUGAAAGCAACGGGGCUGCCAAUGAACCUGAUAUAGUUCAAGUUCAAGCUGCCACUUCCGAGAAGUGACACGAGAAGACAAAAUUUUGGUUAUUUACACAUUCGCUUUAGACUGGAGUAAGCCGAUCUGCUAUGAGGGUGUUACUACAAAUGCACUUGUUGGAGAAACGCAUCGCUGGAAGCAAUGAAGUUCGGUUAUAUUCAUCAGAAUCAUGAUCAUUGUUACUUGAUUUGAAGUCGGUUUUCGUGGGGAAAAAAGGAAGUCCUAUAUGUAUGUAAUUGUAUGAUGAAUGAUAUUACUUUCAGUGUUGAGAUAUUAUAUUGCAUGCAAUUUGAAAUCCAGAGGUUUGUACA
This is a messenger RNA of Amaranthus tricolor (Joseph's coat), 1342 nucleotides long. RefSeq names its product rhodanese-like domain-containing protein 4A, chloroplastic. NCBI's taxonomy places the organism in Eukaryota, Viridiplantae, Streptophyta, Magnoliopsida, Caryophyllales, Amaranthaceae. The transcript has 4 exons. The coding region runs from base 194 to 1057 and encodes 287 amino acids. The record is from RefSeq and is a predicted model, not a curated record.